CUGCGCAGUAAGUAAAGGGAGUACUGCUGCUGACGGCUAGAAGAAGGGAGAGGCAGCUAGAGCGAGACGGGCAGAAAGGGAACCCCGUCUACCUCCGUAUUAAAAUAAAUCAUUUAAUUAAAAAUUAAAAGGGAAAAAAAUCCGCACAGCCGGAGCAUCGUCGCCAUCGCUGCCGCAGGCUGGCUGUCCGCCUGGCCAUGCCAAGGACACGGCGAUGUAUUACUACUCCAGUCGGCCCAAAAUGAGUGCCAGCGCAGCCGGGGCAGCGGGAGUGGGUGCUGGCGGGGCCAGGCGACUGCAGAACGGCAGUCGCUGCGCGGUUGGAGGCGGCUGCGGAGAGCUGGUGAACGGCGACGGGAGGUUUAGCGCCGUAGUGGCCACUGCUACUACCACCACCCCUACGGAAUGCUGUGACACGGAGAGUUGCGUGGCGGAGGCCCAGACGAACAGCGACUGGGACAAAGCUUCUAUUGCUGCUGCCUCUCCCCCCUGCACCAAUGCGGAGCCGGGCUCCGGGAGGCAGAAAAAGAAUAACAGCAGCUCCCCGAGCUUCUUUGUGAACGGCAGCACGGACGGCAUUAUCACGCGCGAGCGAGCGGGUGCGUGUGGGCAGUACGGGAAUCCUGGUGGGCUCGGUGGUGGUUGCAGUGCGGUUGGCAGACAAAGCGAUGGACCAGGAGAAGAUAACGGCAUUAAUAUUGAUCACGAACCCGAAGGCUCAAGGUACGGGGGCGAGCGUCUGUGUUUUAUGGUCCCUGCGUCUUCGAGAAGCGAGCGCAGAGCGUGCAAACCGCAAGCCCCGGUCACCGGGAGGAGGAACUAUAACGUUAAAGGGCAGACCCAGACCAAGGGGGCUGCUGCUUCAAUGACUGCCGCCGCAAGGUGUGGCCAUCAAAACGCCGAAUCGGCGAACAGUAAGCGCCGGGGAUGCAGUUACACUCGCGCUUCCAAACGGGUGUGCUACGCAGGCACAGCCCGUGCGGGGGACUGCGGCAGCUUAGGAACGGGGAGUGAAACACAGCAGGAUUCCGGUGACACGCCGCGGAUUUUCCCCGAGAGUCACAGCAGUGGCGUGUCUGAAAAGAGCAACGGCAGGCAGUGGCUGGGAUCGGAACAAGCAACUGAAGAUGUCGGUGAAAAGUGUCAGAUUAGGCGCACGAGCGCAACUGGGUCUCACAAAUCCAAUUCCACAGUGUGUCCGCGUGUGGCGGGUGACGCUAGUAAUGUAAACAGCAACGACAUGAUGCCACCUUGCCAAACGUCAAAAGGACGUGUGAGACUGUACCGUGUGCGCUCAUUCCUGGCCAGCACCUCCGGAUAUCACAACGGCCAUGGAGAGAAUGGACGCUACAACUUAAACGGGAGCAGCAGGCCCUCACCUCCCUCGCAAGACAAAGCCGUCCUACCCCGUAAGCACAGUUCCCCGGUGGCUGAUAUCAGCGAGCAGAGAGGGAACGGUGGCUCAAAUGGGAGAGGGAGCUCUUCCCCAGACGCAGCGGUCGCAGAAAUGCCAGGUGCGGACAGGUCAGAUGCUGCUGAGGCAGAAGACACUCAGGUGAAACUGGAAGCCCAGGUGGAGCGGGCGUCAGGUGAAGCGAGCCGGCGCCAGGUAGAACUCGAGGAGCGCUCGGAGCGCGUACUUCGCCGCUUGCAGGCCGUGCAGGUGAAGCAGGUGGAGAGGCACGUGAGCCAGCAGCUGCAGGGCCUGAGCCGGAGGCCGUCGCAGGGAUCCGGUGACCGGAAGCCUGCUGCUGUGCUGUCCCAUAGCUCCCGGAGGAGAGAGCUCAGUCGGCUGGCGCACAGCUGCAGCGAGGUGCUCUCGGCGGCAGGGGGCGCUCUGGACUCGGACCAUACGGCCAGUAGUUCCGGGGGAAGCAGCGAGAGUGAGGAAGACGGUGAUGAAGAUGAAGGAUCAGUGAUGAAAGGAUGGACACACACGCGCUCCGCCAAAGCAGUGCGGCGGGCAACAGAGCUGCAGUGGGCUCAGGAGCGGGCGAGACUGGGCAGUAGGUGGGUCUGGCUACAGGCCCAGGUGUCCGAGCUGGAGUACAGAAUCAGGGCGCUGACCGAGCUCUACACACAUCUCCGCCAGGGCAAGGUGCGCACUGGUCCUGAAACACCUCUCAGAGCCCCCAGACCUCCCCCACCACAAAACAGCGCCACCUGCAGGUCCUCCUCUGCCGGUGAGCCUCUCAGGAAGACCAAGGCGGAAGACGCUGUCCCCUCUCCCCAACCCCCGCUAGCCUCCGCUGCUCGUGUCUGUCCGUUGCCACGACUACGGCGGCACAAGCUCCUUCGCCUGGAGGCAUGUCCAGCCCUGGGUUUAAAGCCGGUGUUGUUGCCGUGUGUGUGCGAGCCUUCCGUGGUGUGUGUCCUGUGUGGCGGGGGACCGCCACGGCCUCCACCGGACCCACGGGAGUGUGUGGAACAGCGGCGGUCUCGGUUGGACCUGUGUGUGCAUCCAGUUCUUACACUCCCUUCAGACAUUCCUUUAGUGGUUCAGUGUGGGACGUCCCCGCUGGUCGGCGGUUCCCAGAAUGCAUUGCGUUGGACGGGUGUGCCCGCCCAUGCUGCUGGUGUGAGUAGGCGGGGCCAGGGAACUCAGAGGGCGGGGCGUGUGAGGAGGAGACUAAUGUGUCCCCGCCCACCUAAUACACUCCCCCCACUCCAACACAGUACAGGUGGAACCUGUGGCAGAAACUACAGAGGUGUGGUCAGUCCUGGACUGCUGAAUCAGCGAAUCACAGACCUCCCUCCCCUGUCAACCACUUCCCUAGUUCCAGGUACUUCCAAUCAGCCCUUGCGCAGGCGUCGAGGGGAGAGCUCUUUUGACAUCGAUAACCUAGUGAUGCCCGUCGGUCUGGCAGGACUUGGAGCGAAGUGCAGAAACUCCAGUACAAGGAGAUCAUCACUCCCAGCUGGAGGGAACUGGAUGAUGAGAGGGAGGUGCCACAUCCUGCUCUACUGGACUCCACACUCUCACACCAGCAGGAAGAGCCUCAGGGAGAUGCAGAGUCAGAGGAGGUGGAGGACAUGUCUGAUGGAUCUUUCCUCAGUCGUCAUGCUGUUUGUGAGAACAGAGAACGGGGUCGCUGGCGCAACUGGGCACACAGACGUCGCCGCGGCAGGUCCUCUUCGUUCCACGGUGAGGGCAGGUGGAGCUCCAAGUUGCUGGAGGGGUCGCCGUCGUCUCCGGACCCCAGGCAGGGAUACCCUACUGAGGGGGAGAUCUCUCCAGCCAGCCCCUUCCCCUUCACAGACCCAGAGGAUGCCAGCCUCUUCCUGCCUGAAGAGGAACAGCAGGUGAUGUUGCCAUGGGAACGCCGGACGUUCCCGCUGUUGGAAGCGGAGCUCGCAGCGUUGCAGGAAGAGGAAGAGGAGGAGGAGCAUUGUGAAGGCGAAGGCAGCGGACGUAGCCAGAGCACCGAUUCAGG
This is a messenger RNA of Alosa alosa (allis shad), 3434 nucleotides long. RefSeq lists its product as uncharacterized. NCBI's taxonomy places the organism in Eukaryota, Metazoa, Chordata, Actinopteri, Clupeiformes, Clupeidae. Gene Ontology annotation, molecular function: histone acetyltransferase binding. Gene Ontology annotation, cellular component: NSL complex. Bases 215 to 3307 code for a protein of 1030 amino acids. The transcript has 12 exons. The record is from RefSeq and is a predicted model, not a curated record.